UGAGUCGUCUAGUACUCUGAAAUUUCUCGGAAAAAGGAGGAGAAGUAGCAGCAGAAAUGUUUCCAUCAGAGAUCUACCUUGAAAUCCUAUUAAGAUUACCGGUGAAAUCAACAUUUGUAUGUAAGUGUGUUUGCAAGACUUGGUUUUGUCUAAUUUCUGACCCUAGUUUUGCUAAAUCUCAUCUUAAUCUCACUAUCCAAACAAACAAACCUAAUCUCAUUCUUAAAGGUUACGACUGGACUAGGAACAGGAACCAUGACGUAAUCUACUCAAUAAGUCACAAUUCAUUACAAUCAUUAUUGUCUAGAGAUGAAGAAUUUCUUGAAUAUGCAGUAGAUUUGGAUUACCCAUUCAAAAAUGUAUAUGAUAGAGUUCAAUUUAUGGGUUGUUGUGAUGGUUUAGUUUGCUUAUGGUUCUGUUUAAUGGUUUGGGAUAAGAGUUUCCUUUGUCUUUGGAAUCCAGCCACCAAAGAGUAUAAGGAAUUACCUACAUCACCAGAAGCAAUGUAUGCAAAUGAAACUGAUGAUUUCACUAUGAUUGGUUUGGGUUAUGAUUUUAAGACUGAGGAUUAUAAACUUGUUGCUCAGUAUACUAGUGUAGUCGAAGUCUAUUCUUUAAGAUUAAAUUCGUGGACAAGUAUUGAAAAUGUGCCUUAUGGGUUUCUUGGUGUUCAUCUAGUCGGGGUGCUUGUUAAUAGAGAUCUGCAUUGGUUAACUAACUUAGAUGAAGAACGAGAUUAUUCCGGAGUUAUAGUUUGUUUAGAUAUGGGUGACCAGAUAUUCAAAGAAAUUCAAUUACCAAAUAAUGAGCCUUUGGUGUGUAACUAUAUGUUUAUGGAAGUGGGGGUGCUGGAAGGGUGCCUUUCUGUUGUUGGUAAUGUUCAUAACGUUCAUUCUGACGUAUGGGUAAUGCAGGAUUAUGGAGUUAGAGAAUCUUGGACUAAACGCUAUACAAUUAACCAUGAGAGAAUUGUGAGUGACUAUUUACAAUGUCUGAUGUGGUCUUUUAAGAGUGGUGAGCUACUAUUUGGGACUUAUACUUCUUCUGCUGGUCUAGUUAUAUAUGACCCUAAAGAUGAAAGUGCUAGAGAACCAAACAUGCGUGGUUUAACGGGGUCGGACAAAGAAGGGUGUUAUUAUGAAAGCUUAGUUUCACUCAGGUCUGGUACUUUCGUGGGGGGAGAAGAAGAAGGAGAAGAAGAAGAAGAAGAAGAAGAAGAAGAAGAAGAAGAAGAAGAAGAAGAAGAAGAAGAAGAAGAAGAAGAAGAAGAAGAAGAAGAAGAAGGUAGAGCGUGAGAAUUUAUCUGCAGUCCUUAUUUUUCUCAUGGCAUUUCCUUAAAAUUCGAAAUUCAUUAGAUUUUCUUCCCUCUACUGCAACCCUAGAAGGAUUCUUUCAUCUUUAUUCCAACACAACAAGCAAGGUUGUUAUUAGUGUUCAACAUAUGAGUAAAGAACCUGUUGUGUUCAACUGAAGAGCUAAUUUUAGGUAUGCACUUACUUCUUCUUUUUUGAUUAAAGAGUUUAUUCAACUAUGGUUACACUUGCUAUAAAGAAAUUCGAGAUAUGGGUUUGUUACAUUGCUCUGCAAUGUGAACAAUAAUGAGAACGCAAUGGUGAUUUUCAUGGUAUGGUGACAAGUCAUUGUAACACUACUUUACUCGGGAAGUACUUAAUGGAAAACAACAGAUUAGUUAUUUCUGGCUGUCCCCUUCCAUUAAAGUUAUUCAUUUUCACUAGGGUUUUUAUAGUUCAAGAAAACGAAAUCACAAGCAUCCAAUUCAUGCUCAGAAUCAACAUCCAGAACACCCACCACCACAUCCAUAACCAGAAAUAACUGAAAUUGAUAUGUAUUUGUUGCGGCAUCACCAUAUCCUCCACAACAGCAAAUAUACUAUCAAUAUCCUGGUUAUUAUCCACCACCGGCGAUGCUGUUGCCGAAUCUGUAUCAUGGUCUACAUAUGGAUCCUACACAUGGGAAUUGGAUUGCUGGGAGGUAUUGUUGUCCACCUAUGCCUAGAAUCCAACUCCUUAUGUUGAGCAUCAGAAAGCUGUUACAAUUCGGAAUGAUGUUAAUUUCAACAAAGAGUUGAGCCUGAUAAGGAGAAUCCAGGGAGGUUUCUUACUGCAUUCACAUUCAAUGCCACAGUUGCAGGAAGCAUUACCGUAAUUUUCCUUGCAAAAGUAGGUCUAAACCGUAAUCUGACACCAAUGAGAUAAGGCCUUCAACCGAUCACAAUGUCUUGCCAGCAGGGUCUGGGUCAGAAGUUCAAGCAACCUCCUGGAGCUGGAAUUGACUGUUUGAGGAGACAGAAUUGAUGAAACAGGGUGAUAUGGAAGUUUUUCCGUUAGCAGUGAAGGGAGAGGCCCGCCGGAGCAUAAUGGGUUAGAAGGGGAAAUCCAGUGCCUGGAGCUGUAACUUCUCAGAUUACAGAGGCAGUGUUGUUUGAGAAAGAGAAGGGUGAGUACAAGGUGAGAGUAGUGAAGCAGAUCCUUUCAGUCAAUGGAAUGAGAUACGAACAUC
Molecule: messenger RNA, 2520 nt
Organism: Papaver somniferum (opium poppy)
Lineage: Eukaryota; Viridiplantae; Streptophyta; Magnoliopsida; Ranunculales; Papaveraceae
Product: F-box/kelch-repeat protein At3g23880-like
Exons: 2
Coding region: 57-1295 (412 amino acids)
Molecular function (GO): protein binding
Source: RefSeq, a predicted model, not a curated record